AUGUCAAAUUGGAAACUUCAUCAAUCAUUCUAGAUCAGAGAAAAGACCGUGUAAUUGUGAAAUAAUUGUUUGACGAUAUUUUGCUAAUUGAAAUAACUUCAUUAAAAUGAGUAAUAUAAAAGAAGGAAGUCGUGCCCUGUAUAUUUGGGAUGGUGAAAUGAGUUCGGAGAUAGAAACACAAGUGAAUGAAAUCAAAAACAUCAAAAAUGUUCAAUUGAAUGUUGAAAACCUUCAGCGAAUUACAAUGGCAUCAUAUUCAAAUUCCACGUUCGACGUAAUUGUAACGACGCACAAGCAAUUCGAUAAAAACAUUCUUGCACUCAUUUUGAAGCUGUUGAAACCGUCUGGGAAAUUUACAAUCAAUUCACCGGAAGGCGAUGUAAAAGAGCUCAAGGAAAAUGCCGUUUUGUCCGGUUUCGUCAAUGUUCAAUAUGAACAGGAUCAAUUAAUCUGUGAAAAGCCAAAGUACGAAGUUGGUUCGUCCGCCAAACUAUCAUUCGGCAAGGCGCCCGUCAAAUCAGCUGUGGCUUCUGUGUGGAAAAUCGACAAUGAUGACGACGAAAUUAUUAAUCCCGACGAUCUGUUGGACGAGGAAGAUAAGGUUAAACCAGAUCCGACGUCAUUGAGAGUUUGCGGUACAACGGGCAAACGAAAGGCAUGCAAAGAUUGUUCUUGUGGCUUAGCUGAAGAGCUUUCUGGUGAGAAAGCUGCUGAAAACGUUCCGACGCAAAAAUCGUCGUGUGGCAGUUGCUAUCUUGGCGACGCUUUUCGCUGUGCUUCAUGUCCCUAUCUUGGUAUGCCUGCAUUCAAACCGGGAGAGAAGAUUCAGCUGACCGACAGUUUACUGAAAGCCGAUGCUUGAAUUGAUAAUUUUUAGUUCGUAUUGUUGGAGAUGCAAAUAAAGAUGCAGGAAAUUUUUGUGAAGAA
Molecule: messenger RNA, 927 nt
Organism: Bradysia coprophila
Lineage: Eukaryota; Metazoa; Arthropoda; Insecta; Diptera; Sciaridae
Gene: CIAPIN1
Product: cytokine induced apoptosis inhibitor 1
Biological process (GO): iron-sulfur cluster assembly
Cellular component (GO): cytoplasm
Molecular function (GO): iron-sulfur cluster binding
Source: RefSeq, a predicted model, not a curated record